AUGAGAGCGGAACCCUCAGCGAAAUCCCGAUCAAGAGGAUGCACCGUUAACGAAUGCCAAACCAUGAUUCAAAGAAGUCUCCGGACUUCAAUGGUGAAAUUUUUGAAGGAGCAUAUGGAGAAAGCUGGGUGUAAGUUAGGGGAUAAUUUCAUCAAGGCAGUUCAUUGCGAUAGGCGGAUGGGGGGACACUUUCUUCGUGGUGAAGGGAUAAUGGUGUGUAGCAACCAUAUCAACAUGCAAGACGAGGUCAAUCAAAUGGUUAUACAUGGGCUUAUUCAUGCAUAUGAUGAAUGCCAUGCUGCAAAUUUGGACUGGACAAACUGUGCUCAUCAUGCCUGUAGUGAGAUUCGAGCUGGCCAUCUAAGUGGUGAUUGCCACUACAAACGUGAAUUGCUGCGUGGUUUUAUGAAGAUAAGGGGCCAUGAACAAGACUGUGUGAGGAGAAGUGUUAUGAAAUCAGUGACUGCUAAUACUUUCUGCUCCGAAACAGCUGCAAGGGAUGCCAUGGAGGCCGUGUGGGAUAUCUGUUACAAUGACACAAAGCCCUUUGACAGAGCUCCUUGAAAUUCGGUCAUAGCAACCCUAACCAGCUUCUGCUUGACAUUUCAUUACAAAUGAUUCAUGAAUGAAUCCUAUUUUUGUAUUGUAGAAUAGGAACAUGCCCUGGUUCUUUAAUUGCAUGCAUUUCAAUCUAAAAAUAAUAUUCAUUUCUCUAAGAAACAUUUUUCCCCUCUUGGAGAUGACCGGAAGGAAAGGAUUGUACCCUUUCUGAAUGUUCUACAAAUUCUAAACUAAUGGUUAUUGAGGUCAU
This is a messenger RNA of Durio zibethinus, 811 nucleotides long. NCBI's taxonomy places the organism in Eukaryota, Viridiplantae, Streptophyta, Magnoliopsida, Malvales, Malvaceae. The record is from RefSeq and is a predicted model, not a curated record.